GCCCGCGGGACACACGCACGCCCACAACCACCCCCGCCCGGCCGCACCCCUGCCCAGCAUGUCGGCGCUCGAGUGGUACGCCCACAAGUCUCUGGGCGAUGGCAUCUUCUGGAUUCAAGAACGCUUCUACGAGUCGGGCAACCGUGCCAACAUCUGGCUGGUGCGCGGUUCCGAGCAGGACGUGGUGAUUGAUACAGGCCUGGGGCUACGCAGCCUCCCCGAGUACCUGUACUCCUCCGGCCUCCUGCAGGACUGCGGGGCCAAAGACGAUGCGGCGCGCAGGCCACUGCUGGCCGUGGCUACCCACGUGCACUUCGACCACUCCGGCGGCCUCUACCAGUUCGACCGCGUAGCGGUGCACCACGCCGAGGCCGAGGCGCUGGCUCGCGGGGACAACUUUGAGACCGUGACCUGGCUGUCCGCUAGCGAGGUGGUGCGGGCGCCCAGCCCCGGCUGGAGGGCCAGGCAGUUCCGGGUACAGGCGGUGCAGCCCACCCUCAUCCUGCAGGAUGGGGAUGUGAUCAACCUUGGUGACAGACAGCUCACUGUCAUGCACAUGCCUGGUCACUCCAGAGGCAGUAUUUGCUUGCAUGACAAGGACCGCAAGAUUCUCUUCAGUGGAGAUGUGGUGUAUGACGGGUCCCUGAUUGACUGGCUCCCGUAUAGCAGGAUAAGUGACUAUGUUGGAACAUGCGAACGUCUGAUAGAAUUAGUGGACAGAGGUCUGGUAGAGAAGGUGCUUCCUGGGCACUUCAAUACUUUUGGUGCUGAAAGGCUUUUUCGAUUGGCUUCCAACUAUAUUUCAAAAGCGGGGAUAUGUCACAAAGUUUCUACUUUUGCUGUACGUUCUCUUGCAAGUUUAGCUCUACGAGUAACAAAUUCUAGGACCUCACCCUAGUAUCUAUACCAGUAAUCUAUUUUGAUUAAGUAUAUAAAUUAAUCCAGUUCAUUCUGUGCUAUUUAAAUGGUUAAUAGUGAGCAUUUCAACAAUGCUCACUAUUCUUUAUACCACUAUUGUAUAUUAGAAAAAAGAGAUUGAGAAUGAAUAAGCCAAAAAAGGAAAUGCUUUAGUUUGAAUUGUUUUCUUUCUUCCAAGUAAGAGGCCAUUUAAGUAAGCUUAUAAUUUGCCAAAGCUGUCAUCUUGUAAUAUUUGCUCUAGAAAUGACAUAAAAAUAUAUGGGAAAGCAAGGAAGUAUUUUAUAGCAAGAGAAAGAACUGUCUUUGCCUCCCAUCUGUUUUAUUUUGUUUCCUAGAUGAUCUAGGAAGAAGGGAAUAUGAAGUUUUAUGUUUAUACUCCAAAAUUGAUAUUUUUUAGAAUAUUAUUUAAAGAUAAAGAUUCUUGAAUUUAAAAUACAUUUUAACUUAAUACGAACAUAUAAACUAACAUUUAGAAUGACAGCUGAAACAUUCCAUUUUUCUGAUCUGAAUUUUUAUGCUGUUAUUUAUUGUUCAUGUAAUUAUAGCACACAUGAUGUUUGUAAUUUAACUUAAGAAAAGUAAAACGAAUUUUGUUUUUUGCAGAGCUUUAAAUAUCAAUUGCACCGUGUUUCAGUAAAAGGCUACUAUAAAUUGUUGUUUGUUAUUAUGUAAGUAAUAUUUUCGAUCAUAAAAGUGAAUUUCAAAUGUCUGUAAUCUAACUGCAAAUUGUCAGAUUUCUCAAAAGGACACUGUCAGGGAAAUUUGAAAGUAUACACAUUGAGAAUAAUUUUUAUUAUAUCCUAUUUUAAUAUUAACAGCUAUGAUAAGCAAAAUUUUUCUUGCUAAAUAGCAAUUUCAGUAUUGUGUUAAUGUUUUACAGUAUCAAAACAACUAUAGAGAUCUACAACAUCCUGAUAUAAAGUAUUCUUUUAUUUAACAUAGCAUGGGUAUCUACUAAGAAGGGUUUUCAAAUUAAUUGUAAAAUGUGUAUUAGAUAUUGACUUAGAGUGAGUUGCCUUUUUUAUCCUGAUUCACAACACCUAUCCCUGUUCAGUAUUCUGUCUCGAGAAGUCUACAUUCAUAGAGUCAUAGGAAAGGUUAUACCACUAUUUGGUAAAAUGUUUAGGUUUGGUGCUGUUAAUAAUCAUAAUUUAUUAAAAAGCCUUUUGGAAUAUUUCAUAAAGGUUUUUUUGACAUGUCUAAAACUAAACUGCGAUAACUUUGAAAAUCAUAUUUUUUAAUAAUAGAAAGGUCCAGCAAUUCUGAUUUCUGAAAAAUUAUAAAACUUUGUCUACCCUACAGACACCCAGGUUCUUUAUUUAUUCAUUCAACACACAGACGUACACACAACAUACAACCCCACAUGUAUACAGAUGCAGUCACAUACAUACAUGUACACCUCUGCGCUAAACACUGUGGAAACUUAAAAAAUCAGAGACAGCAUUAUAGCCAGAAGUAGAAAGCACACAAAACAUAAAUAAUAACAUAUGCAAGUUGAAGUUAAUAUAAAUUACACAUGACUGUAAGGGAUAUAAAUGAAGGGUGUGAAAUUUUGUUAGAGAAAGUUUCCUUGAGAAGGGGUUUUGGAAGGAUGAUUUGUUAGAUAGGUGGGGUGGGGAGUAAAAGGAUACAGGGGUAGUAUUGUAAGCAUUGCUGUCUAUAGUAGUCUAUUUCUUGUGACAAUAUAAAUUGCAUUUUCAGGAAUCCCAUAUGUCCCAAACACCAUGUAUUUAGCAUUAGAAAAAUGGACUGUGAUUGUGUAUAUGAGUCAUUCUUAAUGAAAGACAAGCUAAACUGCCAUAUGCCACCAAAUGAACCUUUACUUAGAAUAAAAAAGGAGGCUCUCAUUGGUUGAAAUGUGGAAUUUCUCUGAAGUUUCUCUUUGAUGAUCAUUCAAGGCAGUAGGUCUGUUUCAAAUGAGUGUAACAUCAAAAAUAUAGCUUAGGUUCAGGGCAACUACAAUCAUUUAAUAAGCCUUAAAUAUAGCCAUUAUUUUUAUAUCGGUAGCACAAAGGAAAACCAAAAGUCCUUAACCAUUUGCCAUUUUUAUCAUGUUAGGCUUUUUUUUUUAAAAAAUCAGGGUAUAGUAGGCACUAGAUUUUAUUAGAAAAUACUUAAAUGUACUGAAGGAUUUCCAUAUUAAAAGUGCAAUUUUUCAGAACACAUUGUUUUUUAAUUUCCCAUUUUUUUCAGCUUUUCAAAUUGUACCGCAACAUAAGACUGUGAUAUUUUGCUACUGCUUCAAUGUGAAUAAAUUGGGGAAAGGAUACCAUUUAUUGAGUACCCGUGAUGAACAUUUUAAAUAUGCAUUUUAAUUAGUCAUAGCCCCUAGCACCAAGAUGUAAUUGACCAGCAUCAAACAACACAACUUUGGAUAAAGCUGGGAAGCGAACACUGGCCCGUCCCGCCCCCAGGCUGCUCUUUCUCUCAUACUUGCACAAUAACAUAAAAUUGGCAAAAUGUAUUUUCACUUUCUGAGAUGCCAUAUGUGCCAAGACUAAAUCAAAUGAGGUUAAACCAUAUAACUCAUCUUUUUAAAGCUUUUAAAAAAUAUAUUUUCACCCUGACAGUGCCCCUUGUAAUUUAUGAUUUUUGGAAAUAUUAGUAUGUAAGUAUAAUUCAAAGUUGUUAAAAUGUAAGACAUUUAGAAGUACUUUUUAUUAUUUAUAUUGUUAAUACUUGAUCUUUAGAAAUUCAUUUUUCUCUCUGGAUGUUUUCUUCUAACUGAGAAACCUAAAACAAACAAAAACUGUGUGUGUUAUCCUGAGAUAGCUGAACAAAUAAAUGAAUAUGUGUAUUUGUUCUUCUGUAAUAGUAAUAUGAAUGUGACCUGCACAGAUUGUCAUAACUUGCAAAUAAGUGUAAGUAAACAUUUGUGUAAUAAACAUCAAA
Messenger RNA from Nycticebus coucang (slow loris), 3810 nucleotides. RefSeq names its product metallo-beta-lactamase domain containing 2 (gene MBLAC2). The record is from RefSeq and is a predicted model, not a curated record. Lineage: Eukaryota; Metazoa; Chordata; Mammalia; Primates; Lorisidae. The coding region runs from base 59 to 898 and encodes 279 amino acids. The transcript has 2 exons.